Messenger RNA from Sycon ciliatum, 2323 nucleotides. RefSeq lists its product as uncharacterized. Gene Ontology annotation, biological process: chloroplast rRNA processing. Lineage: Eukaryota; Metazoa; Porifera; Calcarea; Leucosolenida; Sycettidae. Gene Ontology annotation, molecular function: mRNA binding. Gene Ontology annotation, cellular component: chloroplast thylakoid membrane. The transcript has 20 exons. Bases 139 to 1929 code for a protein of 596 amino acids. The record is from RefSeq and is a predicted model, not a curated record.
GCGCACUUUGAAUCUUCCUUUUUGUUGCGACCUUCGGAUUGAAGGACGUGAAACGUGGUUCUUGCUGCAGGAGGUUGGCUCUGUUUGCCUUAGUUUUGGUCGAGGAUACUCUUGGCGUGUGACUGUUUGGACAUAACAAUGGGAAAGACAACAGACAAGAAGUCUGCCAAGGGCAAGAAGACCUCAGAGGUCAUCGAGAAGGCAAAGAAGAAGAAGGCACCACCGCCACCCCCAUCAUCUUCCGAGUCUGAGGAGGAGAGCAGUGAGGAAUCCUCUGAGGAGGAGCCUGUACCUGUUCCUCCCCCAAAGAAGGUAGCAGCUGCCAAGGGCAAGAAGACCACAGAGGUUGCCAAGAAAUCCUCCAAGAAGGCACCUCCUCCACCAUCUUCCUCUUCCGAGGAAUCCAGUGAAGAAGAAUCAUCUGAGGAAGAGGUUGCACCUGCCAAGGCCACAAAGGGUACCAAGCGCCCUGCACCCAAGAAGGAGAGCAGUAGUGAGGAAUCGGACAGUGACAAUAGCUCAGAUGAGAGUGAGGAAGAGCUUCCACCAGCUAAGAAAUCCAAAGCUGCGAGCAAGACUGCUUCCAAGCCACAAGCGAAGCAACAGCCGAAAAAGCAAGAGUCAAGCGAAGACGAAUCCAGCGAGGAGGAAUCAUCAUCUGAGGAAGAGGCUGCACCCAAGGCUAAGGGAACAAAGCGUGCUGCACCUGUAAAGGAUAGCAGUAGUGAAGAAUCAGACAGUGACGACUCGGAUGAGAGUUCAGAUGACCAGCCACCAGCUAAGAAAUCUAAAACUGUGAGCAAGCCGGCUCCUACGAAACUACCGAAGAAAAGUGCCCAGGCUGCUUCCAGCAGUAGUGACAGUAGUGACGAUGACGACGACAGUUCUGAAGAAUCAUCGAGUAGUGAGAGUGACGCACCUGUGACUAAGAAAGGCAAGGCUAAUGGCCAAGUCCAGGCUAAGCAAGCCCAGAGACCCGUAGUUGCGUCUAAGAAACGUUCUGCACCAGAGAGUGACUCUGACUCCGAGUCGGACUCUGAUUCCGAUUCUGACAGUGAUGCCUCGCCUCCCCCAGCCAAGAAGGCCAAGCCCACUCCAUCCAAGCCCGCUGCAAAGGAAGGUGGCCGCACUCCUAGCACUGGCUCCUCCGGUGGCAGCAAGACCUUGUUCGUUGGCCGAUUGGACUGGGGAGUUGAUGAUGCUACCCUAGCUCAGGCUUUCGACGGCUGCAGCAAUGCACGUGUCAUCACUGACAGAGACUCUGGACGAUCCAAGGGCUUUGGCUACGUUGACUUUGACGAUGCCGACUCUGCACAGAAGGCGAAGGAUGCCAUGGACGGACAGGAGCUGAACGGCCGCAACAUCCACAUUGACUUUGCUCAGGAGCGCGGUGAUUCUCCCGGUGCACGUGGCCGCGGUGGUCAGCGUGGUGGUGCACGCGGCGGUGGUCGCGGCGGCAGCGCCUCUACACCCAGCAAGACCCUGUUUGUUGGCAAGCUCGACUUCAACCUGGACAGCGACUCUCUAGCUGAGUACUUCGAGGGUUGCAGCAAGGCCCGUGUCAUUACCGACCGCGAGUCUGGCCAAUCCAAGGGAUUCGGAUACGUUGACUAUGAAGACGUAGAGUCAGCCAAGAGCGCUCUGAGCUCCAUGCAGGGACAAUCGAUCAAUGGCAGGACAAUCCAUAUGGACUAUGCUGCUGAGCGCACAGAUUCCCCAGGUGGUCGUGGUGGUCGCGGCGGCCGUGGUGGUGGAUUCGGUGGUCGCGGCGGCGGAUUUGGAGGUCGUGGCGGCGGAUUCGGUGGCGGUCGCGGAGGCGGAUUCGGUGGUGGUCGCGGAGGCCGUGGUGGUCGUGGUGGUGGUGCACCUCCUCAGAAGAAGGGAUCAAUCCAGGAGUUCAAGGGAAGCAAGAUGACGUUCGACGACUGAUAGUAGGAGCCAGUAUCUUGAUUUUUAUCUCUUGCAAACCAACAACCUAUCACCAGCUGUGCCGAAUCGAUGAGGGACCGGCCAUCCCAGUCAGAAAUGUAGCUAUGACUUUUCUAAGCUGGUUUGGGAGUGUAAAUCUUUGAGGUGGACCCUUCCCUCCGGAGAACACUGCACCAUGCCAUCCCUGCAAGCACGGUGUUCGUGCGUCUGUGCGUGCUAUGCACAUGUGUGCCACAUCACACCGAUGGCAGUUGUGUGUAUGUCUUAUCAUCAGUUCUACUGCUCAGUUCUACUGCGUUUGCAUGUUGACCGAGAUAUGUCGUGCACACCACUACAUGUGCUCCUUGCCUCUGUGCAUACAUAGGUUUGUUGGCAAGUACACAUCCUUUCUGCA